Molecule: messenger RNA, 2809 nt
Organism: Trachemys scripta elegans
Lineage: Eukaryota; Metazoa; Chordata; Testudines; Emydidae
Gene: PTER
Product: phosphotriesterase related
Exons: 5
Coding region: 402-1451 (349 amino acids)
Biological process (GO): catabolic process
Molecular function (GO): zinc ion binding
Source: RefSeq, a predicted model, not a curated record
GCCCAGUCAGCAGGCACACUGAACUCAGGGGCAGAGAAGCGGCCCGAGGCAGCGCAGUGCCACUACAGGGCGCAGGGCACCCAGUGCAGUGGGCUCUCCAUGCGCUACUGCUACGCCCGGGGCACAUGAAGGGCGAGCACCCUGCAGUGGGCGGGAGCCCGUGGCUGGCUGCGGGUGGGGACACCCGGCCUUGGCGGCUGUCCAGCCACCGUCACCAGCCGGGCCGCUCCGCAGCCGCCCCUGCCCAGGGCCUCCAGCUGCGGGGCGGGUGCGCGGACGGGGAAGCCACGCCCGGGCGGGAAAGCGGGACAGAAGGUCGGCGGGCGGACUGGCGCAGGAGCCCGCGCUGAGCAAAUGCUUGUUUAGAAUCUGGAUUCUUUCCUUUUAAAGUAAGAAGAAAAAUGCUUUCCCUGUGUGGUAAAGUGCAGACCGUGUUGGGCCUUGUGGAGCCAAGUCAGCUUGGCUGCACCAUGACCCAUGAACACUUGACAAUGAACUACAGCUGCUGUUAUGUCCCGCCUUCUUCAGGCCAAGAAGCUUUGUCUGAUGGGCCCAUUGAGAUGAAGAACUUGUUUUGGAUUAAACAGAAUCCCUACAGCCAUAAAGAGAACCUUCUUCUGUAUCAGGAAACAGAUGCUGUAAAGGAAGAGCUAUUACAUUAUAAGGCAGCAGGUGGUGGGACUAUAGUGGAAAACACAACCAUGGGUCUCAGCCGAGAUGUAAAGACUUUAAAGAAGCUUGCUGAGGAAACCGGGGUCCACAUUAUUGCCGGUGCUGGGUUUUAUGUGCAUGCCACUCAUUCUUCCGAGACACAAGCUAUGUCAGUGGAGCAGCUUACAGACAUUAUCGUCAACGAGAUACUCAGUGGAGCUGAUGGAACCAACAUCAAGUGUGGUGUUGUAGGAGAAAUUGGCUGCUCAUGGCCUCUGACUGAGAGUGAAAACAGAGUACUGCAGGCAACAGCACAUGCUCAGUCACAGCUGGGCUGCCCCAUUAUAAUCCAUCCUGGCAGGAAUAGUGAUGCCCCUUUCCAGAUUAUUCGCAUUCUGCAGGAGAGUGGGGCUGAUAUCUCAAAAACAGUCAUGUCUCACCUUGACAGGACUAUAUUUGAUGAGAAGAAACUGCUGGAGUUCGCUAAACUUGGAUGCUACCUAGAGUAUGACCUCUUUGGUACAGAAUUGCUUCAUUACCACUUCCAUCCCGAUAUUGAUAUGCCAAGUGACAAUGAAAGAAUUGCAAGGAUUCGGAUGUUAAUUGACGAAGGCUAUGAAGACAGAAUUGUAAUUGCUCAUGAUGUGCACACUAAGAAUCGAUUGAUGAAAUAUGGAGGUCAUGGAUAUUCACAUAUCCUCAAAAACAUUGUUCCUAAAUUGCUAAUAAGAGGCAUACCCCAAACUAUAAUCGAUAAGAUAUUGAUCGAGAACCCAAAACAGUGGCUGACUUUUAAAUAGGGCUCAUGAUUAGAUAUUCACAUCUUGUAUGUGAAGCUUGCUGAGAAAAGUCAGAUUUGUUUCAAUAGAAUGGUCAUUUUAAAGCUAGGUUCUUUUGAGGAAAACUUGUGUGAUGUUCAUAAGACCCCCAAAGAGCAGGUAAUCACUUCCCUUUUUAAUUAGAACAAAAAAUGUUGUGUAUUAUCUCUCCAUCUGAUUACCUCUAAUAAUCUGGUCCUGAAUGAGUUAUUUGUUUUGAGCAUAACUACAGAAUCUUUCCAAGUAAAUAUUGAAAUAACUGCUUCCAAAGAGCAGAUUUAAUACUAAAGUUAGUUAUCAUUCAGGAUUUUUUUUUUUUAAAGAUGCAUCAGCUUAACUACUUGAGGAAAUUUAAAAUGUUUCCAGUUAAAUAGCCCCCUUCUGGACCGAUUUGAUGUUCCUUGUAAUAUUGAUGAUCCUGUUAAUUAUCCUGCUGUUCUUUAAUUAAUGCUUGAAAAAGAAUAUGGCAUUUUUAAAUAGCUACUGUAGAAAACAGAAUAACAGAAGGAAGACAACGUGAUUUCAAAAAAGGUACUGUAUCUCUCAUGAUUACAACUUGUAGAGAUUAUUUUUAAAUGAAAAUAUAAAAGAAUACAUGGAAAAUAUAUUUUUAAUAAAGCAAUUUGUAGACCACUAACAACUUUAUGUUUUAGAAGUCUUUUUUUUUUAAUUAUGUUAAAUUUUGAGUUGAACUUUUGGAAACUUGCAAGUGAAAAUAUGAAAUGUCAUGCAAAUCAGCUUGAUGUUGAAAAGAUGAAAAUCCACAAGGCCAAAUAUAUUACAUAAUACAAUUUAAUGAGUUGUUACAAUUAUAACAAAGGCCAUGAUUUAAUCAGUUUACAAAUCAGUUUGUCAAGAUGUGAUUCAAAAAAGAAAUGUUUGCCUUAUAUAUGUUUUUCAUUUAAAUAUUUGUUCUUUCCUCUAGACCAAUACAGGGGUAAAUAUUUAUUUAUCCAAAGAAAAGAUUGUGUGUUAGCAAUGCCAAUCUCAUUUCAACAGCUUAUUCUUUCACGUGUCCAGCUUUUGAUGUCCUGUGGUAAUGAAGUAUUCCUGGUCACUUCUUGGUGAAUGUGCAUUGCUAGUUAUAAAUGAUUUUUUGCUUGAAACCUUAUUAUUUGAUACCUACAUGAGAAAUCUCCAAGGCUUUGCUGCCAACCACUCUGUAGCGGUGGUCAUCUGCAAUAAAAGCAAUUGUGAUAUGAGUAGAUGUUAAGUCAACUAUGUGUCUAUUAUAAAAUAUAUUUCAUAUAAUCAGUACAGUCCAUUAAUAUGGGUUGUUGUCUUUUUUACAAAGAGAGUAGUAAUGUUUAACCAAACUGAUGUGAUGUAAUGAGGGAACA